Molecule: messenger RNA, 1977 nt
Organism: Scatophagus argus
Lineage: Eukaryota; Metazoa; Chordata; Actinopteri; Scatophagidae
Gene: ppa1a
Product: inorganic pyrophosphatase 1a
Exons: 11
Coding region: 921-1826 (301 amino acids)
Biological process (GO): phosphate-containing compound metabolic process
Cellular component (GO): cytoplasm
Molecular function (GO): magnesium ion binding; inorganic diphosphate phosphatase activity
Source: RefSeq, a predicted model, not a curated record
GAAACUAUGCUGUCUUUAUUUUUCACUGGAUGACAAAUUCAUAGCUGAAACAAUGUUUGAUGAAUUUGCUGUUUAUUUUCAUUUUUGAUGUGUCUGACCAUUAAUUUCAAUUUAAAUAAGUGAUUAUUCUUUGCAUUAUAAAAAUGUAACAAAAUAGUCAAAAAAGGUCAUCAAAAUUUCAAUUGCAGUGAUAUAAGACAAAAGCUAAUCAUCUCAUGUGAAGUUGUCAUUGGGGAACCUUGGGGAAGAUUGGGGAAGACAAAUAUGGUAGAAAUUUAGAAGAUAAGGGUAGGUAGAUUGUCAUAAAAUCCCACCCAUGACCAUCAAAAUACAUGCGAAUUUAGAGGGGAAAAAAGGUUAAGUCACAUUUUCAUACAGUCUUUCUAAAAAUAGGCCCAUAAGUAUGUUAUCAAAUAGCUACAAUGAAACCUGAGAGGCAAGAAGUCACAGCAUGCCACCUAAUCCUGCCUUGUUAAUUGGUUUACAGCUAACGCCGGUCAGCUCCAUCUGUUUUUGUCUGAAAAGGGCUCUCAAGAGCCACAGCUUACAAGAUGGACGUGGAAAACAAAUCACUUCACAUGCCAAGAGGGUAGAAAAUUAACAUUACAGCCAUGGGGGAGUGGUAAUAAAGAACUCACUGUUGAUUACAAUUCUGAACAAAUUGGCUUGUGUCACAGGUUUGUUUACACACGUUUGGCUACAGAUACCAAUAAUGUAACUGCACAGGAACAUGCAGAAGCCAGCAUGUCCCUGUCAUGUGGCCACACACUAGCUACACCAGCCCUGUUGUCACAUGCAGGAAGCCGACAGAUCUCUUAACACUCACCUUAAGAAGUGCGCAUGUCUGCUCCUGCUGUCUCAAAGACGGAGCUUCUUAGUCCACAGACCACAGAGGACGAGUUUGACCAACAACAACAGACAUGAGCUUUACCACUGAGGAGAGGGGAAGGCCAAACACCCAGGACUACAGGGUGUUUUUCAAAAACUGUGCGGGAGAAUACAUCUCUCCAUUCCACGACAUCCCCAUCUACGCAAAUGAAGCAGAGGUCAGCAUCAUUAGAACUGUAUUUCUGAUUAUCUUGCAGAAUAUUUUUCAUGCAGUUGUGGAGGUUCCAAGAUGGACAAAUGCAAAGAUGGAGAUUGCCACCAAAGAUCCUCUCAAUCCACUAAAACAAGACGUGAAGAAGGGGAAUCUUCGUUAUGUAGCGAAUGUGUUUCCUCACAAAGGCUACAUCUGGAAUUAUGGAGCCAUUCCACAGACAUGGGAAGACCCCAACCACAAGGACAGCGACACAGGAUGCUGCGGAGACAAUGAUCCUAUUGAUAUAUGCGACAUAGGAAAUAAGGUGUGCUCACGAGGGGAAAUAAUCAAAGUGAAGGUGCUGGGAACUCUCGCUUUGAUCGAUGAGGGGGAAACAGACUGGAAGGUCAUUGUGAUCAACAAUGAAGACCCUGAAGCCGCCGACUUUAACAAUAUUGAUGAUGUAAGACGACUUAAACCUGGAUACCUGGAGGCAACUGUUGAUUGGUUCAAAAGAUACAAAGUCCCAGAUGGGAAACCUGAAAACCAGUUUGCAUUCAAUGGAGAGUUCAAGGACAGGGACUUUGCCAUUAAAACAGUCAAGAGCACCCAUGAGUUUUGGAAGGCACUGAUUUCUAAGAAGACAGACGCUGGCGAGUUAAACUGCAUGAACACCAGUGUCACAGAUAGUCCAUUCUGCUGCUCUGCUGGGGAUGCAGAGGCUGUGGUUAAGUCUGCAAGUGCUUUUGGAGCUGAAGAUCCCAUUCCAAGUUCAGUGGACAAAUGGUACCAUUAUGAGAAGUAAGAAAAUCCUGAGCAGAAAACCUGAUUCCUUCCUUCAUGUGAUUUUAACACAUCAUUAAAUUUUAGGUCACAUUUACUUACCUUUUUUUCUUUUUGGAUGUCUGUCGUUGUGAAAACUGCCUGCCUAACCUUUAAGCUUGACAAAACAUCUC